AUUAAAAAAUUCAGCAUGAAGUCAUGAACCCAACCUGCCUUGUGGCAACAGUUAAGGCUGGUGGUGGUGGUGGUGCAAUGGUGAGGGAAAUAAUUCCUUGGCACACUUUGAGCCCCUUAAUACCAAUCAAUCAUGGUUUGAAUGCCACAGCCAGUCUGAGUAUUGUUGCUGACCAUGUGCAGCUCUUUAUAGCCACAAUGCACCAUCUUCUAAUGGUUACUUCCAGCAUCUGCAGCUAACAAAUUUGCAGAAUUUAUGUCUCAUCUUGUGGAAUCCAUGCCACGAAAAACGGAGGAUGUUUUGAGGGAAAAGGAAGGCCCUACCUAGUAUUAGUUGUAUACGUAUGAAGAGAGAGUGUAUGUUGUAGAAGUUUUCAAAAUAUCACAAAAGAAAAUAGCGCAUGAACUAACUGAUCAUAAGUAGCAGUAGAAUAUGGUAUUGGUAGUGCCAAACGGCAGCGAAUUACAAAUUAUUAAUGGUAGUUUUCAUUAGAAUAUAUAUUUGGAAUAAAUUAGAGCAUUAGACUGAGGUUUGCAGACACUACAUAAAUCCUUGGUACUUUAAAAGUGAAUCUGUUACUUCAUGGCAGGUAUAAUAAACAUAUUGAUUUAGCAUUCACACUUUCUGUAAAACCACUGAAGCGUGGGAGGAGAGGGAAAUCUGACUCGUUGCUUACUUUAAGGAUGACAACUUUUGCAGACACUAAAUAUGAGAAGGGUUUAUUCAGUGUGUGGGUGUGUUGGGGUUUACUUCAUAAGUGAUCUCAUCUAAGGUAAGCAUAUGGCAACUAUUGUAUGUAAUUUCUGAAGGGAUCUGGACUGUUUUUUUGUAUUGUAGUACCAGGCAAUGGCACUGCUAACCCUUACUAUUUAAAAAGGUUAAAAGGUGAACACCAUAUUUCAAAAAGGACUAGAAAAUCUACAAGGAAUGAGAAAUACACCUAUAGGGGUCAUGAAAAGCGCAUUUGUCUUAUUUGUCAAGAUUAAGCAUCAAUCAUUAUAUGUUUUACAGAGUGCUCAUCUAUAUUCUCAUUCUAAAAUACCCUAAACGGACAAUCAAAGCAGACAAAUUGUUGGAUUUGUUACUUGUUCUCCCUGCGUUUUGUUGAUAGCUAGUGGGCUCUCCCUUCAGGCAUGGUUCAGCACCUGUCACUUUUGAUAUGGUGUGGUAAUAUGCAGAGCAAGCACUUGGCCCAGUGUUGGAAACAAAAUUAGUAGAUAUUUUAGAUAGAAAGCAUGGCAUGUCCCAGAAAUUUGUUUAAGAAGUGGAGGAGUUACUGCCGUAUCUGGUGCUAGUUGUCAGUCCCUGUCAAUCACUAGCCUUAGAUAUCUUGCAAUUGGCUAUUGGUUAACCAGUCACAACACGACCAGAAUGUCUCGUCGCACAAAGCAGCACCUGUGAAUUUCUCACACUCAACCUGUCUCCCUUACAGCCCUCGACUUGUGAGAUCUGCUAUAGGACAUGGGUGUGUGGCUAUAGUCGAUGAAAAAUACCUCAAUCUUGAAUUAGAAUUUGCAGAUCUUAAGAAAAAGAAAAAGAAAGGCUAUUGGAACUACAGGCCAAACAUUUGGUCACUGGCAAGGGUAUUGUAAUCUAAAAGCUCAUUGUUAACUGAAAAUGGGUUUUCGAGGCAUUGGCUUUCUGCUCCAGUGUUACCUGAUGUUGGCAGCGGCGAUGUAUUUCGAUCUCGGAGAGCAGGAGGAAAAAUGCAUCAUUGAGGAGAUUCCUGAGGACAUGCUGGUGACUGGUUAUUUCUUGUUGGAGCCAUGGGAUUUGAAGGCGUUCACCCACUCCCCUCACUUUGGCGUCACUGUGACAGUCAGAGAUCCAAACCAUGAGGUUGUGAUGUCCAAACGCUAUGGUAAAUUUGCUAAAUUCACCUUCACAGCUCACGCCUCUGGUCAGCACUACCUUUGCUUCCAAACCAACUCCACAAGGUUUGCAGUCUUUGCUGGGGAAAGGCUGAAACUACAUUUGGAUGUUCAGAUGGGUGAGCACACAAAAGACCCCAACACUGACAAGACUAAAGACAACAUGGAGACACUGGAGAACAGCCUCAGCCACCUCAUAGAUCAGAUGAUGUACAUCGCCAGGCAGCAGGAGUACCAGAGGGAGAAAGAGGAGGUGUUUCGUCAGAUCAGCGAAGACACCAACAGCAAAGUGUUGUGGUGGGCGGUGGUGCAGACCUCGAUUCUGUUAUCAGUUGGUUUUUGGCAGAUGAAACGACUCAAAGACUUCUUCGUUGCCAAGAAGCUGGUCUGAUGAUGACCUAUGACCCGUCACCUUUUUGCAUUGCCCACACCUCUCCCAAGGCUUAGCACUAUUAUAUUGUAACCUGCAACAUGCCCAGAAAUACUACAAAAAUUUAAAAACUGUUACGGUUAUACAGACACAGGAUAUAAGGGUGAAGACCCUGUGUGUAAAAAAUAAAAGUGCAAGGAUGUAAGAGUUGGACGAUUGUGUCAUAGUGUGUUUGUGUAUCAUAGACAUGAUAAUAAAUUCAAUUCAAUUCACUGGCAAAUUGACAAUGUUGCCAAAAGCUACUUGAA
Messenger RNA from Seriola aureovittata, 2549 nucleotides. Its product is annotated as transmembrane emp24 domain-containing protein 11. The transcript is spliced from 5 exons. Gene Ontology annotation, cellular component: endoplasmic reticulum-Golgi intermediate compartment; endoplasmic reticulum; Golgi apparatus. Gene Ontology annotation, biological process: intracellular protein transport; endoplasmic reticulum to Golgi vesicle-mediated transport; Golgi organization. The coding region runs from base 1618 to 2262 and encodes 214 amino acids. The record is from RefSeq and is a predicted model, not a curated record. NCBI's taxonomy places the organism in Eukaryota, Metazoa, Chordata, Actinopteri, Carangiformes, Carangidae.